AUGAAAAAUAAAACCGUGUUAACUGAGUUCAUCCUUCUGGGUCUAACAGAUAUCCCUGAACUCCAGGUGGCAGUUUUCACCUUUCUUUUCCUUACGUAUUUACUCAGCAUCCUUGGAAAUCUGAUUAUCCUCAUCCUCACCUUACUGGACUCCCACCUUCAGACUCCCAUGUAUUUCUUUCUCCGGAACUUCUCCUUCUUGGAAAUUUCCUUCACAAACAUCUUCAUUCCCAGGGUCCUGAUUAGCAUCACAACAGGGGACAAGAGUAUCAGCUUUGCUGGCUGCUUCACUCAGUAUUUCUUUGCCAUAUUCCUUGGGGCCACAGAGUUUUACCUUCUGGCUGCCAUGUCCUAUGACCGCUAUGUGGCCAUCUGCAAACCUCUGCAUUACACCACCAUCAUGAGCAGCAGAGUCUGCACCCAGCUGAUUUUCUGCUCUUGGCUGGGUGGGCUAAUGGCUAUUAUACCACCAAUCACCCUGAUGAGUCAGCAGGACUUUUGUGCAUCCAACAGGCUGAAUCAUUAUUUCUGUGACUAUGAGCCUCUUCUGGAACUCUCAUGUUCAGACACAAGCCUCAUAGAGAAGGUUGUCGUUCUUGUGGCAUCUGUGACCCUGGUGGUCACUCUGGUGCUAGUGAUUCUCUCCUAUACAUUCAUUAUCAAGACUAUUCUGAAGCUCCCCUCUGCUCAGCAAAGGACAAAAGCCUUUUCCACUUGUUCUUCCCACAUGAUUGUCAUCUCCCUCUCUUAUGGAAGCUGCAUGUUUAUGUACAUUAAUCCCUCUGCAAAAGAAGGGGAUGCAUUCAACAAGGGAGUAGCCCUACUCAUUACUUCAGUUGCUCCUUUGUUGAACCCCUUUAUUUACACCCUAAGGAACCAACAGGUAAAACAAGCCUUCAAGGAUAUUGUCAAAAAGCUUGUGAAUCUUUAA
Macaca mulatta (Rhesus monkey) is the source of this 930-nucleotide messenger RNA. Its product is annotated as olfactory receptor 2AP1. Gene Ontology annotation, cellular component: membrane. Lineage: Eukaryota; Metazoa; Chordata; Mammalia; Primates; Cercopithecidae. The record is from RefSeq and is a predicted model, not a curated record. Gene Ontology annotation, molecular function: G protein-coupled receptor activity; olfactory receptor activity. Gene Ontology annotation, biological process: G protein-coupled receptor signaling pathway.